AUGUCGGAAGAAUCACAAGUGAAGACGUUUUAUACCGGUAAAAACUUUUUCAUAACCGGCGGCACAGGAUUUGUUGGGCUAUGCCUAAUUGAAAAGAUUUUACGAUGUAUUCCUGAUGCGGGGAAGAUAUACCUUCUAAUGAGACCAAAGAAAGGAAAGGAGAUAAAUGAAAGACUUGAAGAGUUUCCUAAAAACCCCGUCUUUGAAAAACUCCUUCAAAGUAAUAGCACAGACGUGUUUAAGAAACUGACACCCAUAUCGGGGGAUGUGGGUGAGGAAAACCUGGGUUUGAGCCCACAGGACCGUCAAAUGCUGGUGGACAAUGUCAAUGUGGUGAUACAUUCAGCCGCGACCCUGGACUUUCAAGAGAACCUGAGACCAACUAUCAAGAUUAACUUGUUAGGGACUAGGCGUGUUAUGGAGUUGUGUAAAGAUGCGAAGAAUUUGAAGGUAAUGGUGCAUGUGUCAUCUGCAUAUGUGAACUCCUUCCUAACAGAAGCUCAUGAGAAGGUAUACGAAGCUCCAGAGGACCCUGAUAAGGUGAUAUCCUUGAUCAACACCCUCAAUGAUCAGGAACUAGAUGAGAUAGAACCAAAACUGUUGAAAGACCACCCCAACACCUAUACUUUUACGAAACACUUGGCCGAACACGAGGUGGUGAAGUGUGCCGACCUCUUCCCUUGCACCAUAGUAAGGCCCACUAUGAUUGUUGCUGCAUGGAAAGAACCUCUCCCAGGCUGGACGUGUUCCAAAGUAGGACCACAAGGAUUCCUAAUGGGAGCUGCAAAAGGUGUAGUCCGUCGUUUGCCGCUGGCCAAACAGAACGUAGCUGACUACAUACCUGUGGAUGUUGUGAUCAAUGAACUGCUCAUCGCUGGGUGGGAGGCGGCCAAGAAUAAGUCGGGGUUGUCUGUGUACCACUGCUCUUCAUCAACCUGCAACCCGUUCAGGUGGUUCAUGAUUGAGAAUGAAGUCAACGCCCUCCUGCAUACAUAUCCGCUCAAGAGCGCCGUUUGGUACCCUCACUUGAAGUUCGUGCCGACCCUGUUGAUGUUCCGCUUGUCAGCUAUCCUGGUGCACUUCUUCCCCGCCGUACUCCUCGACAUGGUGCUGCGGAUCACGGGCGGGAGGCCCAUCCUGAUCCGUCUCCAUAAGAACGUGUGGUCUUCCCUAAACCGUCUGGAGCGGUUUAUCUUCAGCGAGUGGAAAUUCUACAACCCCAACACAAUAGAACUUGAGAAGAAACUGAACAAAACUGACAAGGAAUUGUUCUUUAUUGAUAUCAGUUCUUUACAAUGGCUGCAGUACUUCACAACGCUGCACCUCGGAGUCAGAAGGUACCUGAACAGGGAGAAGGAAUCUACUCUACCUGCUGCCAGACAGAAGGAUAUGUUGCUCCUGGCGUUCCACGUGAUCUGGCAGCUGCUGAUCCUGUGGCUGCUGUGGUUCCUGUUCGCUUCCCUCACUGGCCUCUCCAUGACACACAGCGCUUGGGUCGCACCCAUCAUAUAUAUACUCUAUACCUUACUAUAA
Molecule: messenger RNA, 1533 nt
Organism: Arctia plantaginis
Lineage: Eukaryota; Metazoa; Arthropoda; Insecta; Lepidoptera; Erebidae
Source: the annotation of a GenBank genome assembly